Archocentrus centrarchus (flier cichlid) is the source of this 2952-nucleotide messenger RNA. RefSeq names its product ubiquitin-conjugating enzyme E2Kb (UBC1 homolog, yeast) (gene ube2kb). Gene Ontology annotation, molecular function: protein binding. Bases 178 to 807 code for a protein of 209 amino acids. NCBI's taxonomy places the organism in Eukaryota, Metazoa, Chordata, Actinopteri, Cichliformes, Cichlidae. The record is from RefSeq and is a predicted model, not a curated record. The transcript is spliced from 7 exons.
GUGAAAGUGAAAGGAGCUCCGUAAGUGAGGAAAGCACCGAGCAGGCGGACUCCCCCCCCCCUCCUCUCUUUCUCACACGCUCGCUCUCACUCACACACACACACACACAAACAAACCGCACAGGGAGACGGGCCACGGGUGUAGCUUGAAGGCAACAGCAGCUCAGCAGACACAGCCAUGGCCAACAUUGCGGUCCAAAGGAUCAAACGGGAGUUCAAAGAAGUUCUCAAAAGCGAAGAGACGAGUAAAAACCAGAUUAAAGUAGAUCUGGUGGAUGAGAACUUCACAGAGCUGAGGGGUGAAAUAGCAGGGCCUCCAGACACACCAUAUGAAGGUGGCAGAUAUCAACUUGAAAUAAAAAUCCCAGAAACCUAUCCUUUUAACCCACCAAAGGUGCGCUUCAUCACUAAGAUCUGGCAUCCUAAUAUCAGUUCUGUGACAGGAGCAAUAUGCUUGGAUAUUUUAAAAGACCAGUGUGGUGAAUCUGUCUCACCCUCUCUCAGGGCAGCUGCUAUGACCCUGAGGACAGUGCUGUUGUCUCUACAGGCUCUUCUCGCUGCAGCAGAACCAGAUGAUCCACAGGAUGCGGUAGUAGCAAACCAGUAUAAGCAGAACCCAGAAAUGUUCAAACAGACUGCAAGGCUGUGGUCGCACGUCUAUGCGGGUGCUCCCGUCUCUAGUCCCGACUAUACACGUAAAAUAGACAAACUCUGUGCCAUGGGCUUCGAUAAGAAUGCAGUAAUAGCGGCCUUGUCUUCAAAAUCCUGGGACGUGGAAACAGCGACGGAGCUGCUCCUCAGCAACUGAAGCCCAGCCAGGUGUGAGGAUCCAAAAACUCCCUUCAUCACAGUAUCAGCUCCUCCACCACUGCCUUUUGUGAAACAGACAACAAACACCCCGUUCACCACGGCAGUCUGAGCCUUCUUUUAUUACCAGUUUGUUUGCUACUAAGUCAACACCAGUAGCACUGCAGUUGCCAAUAUGCACAGCACCCUGUUGCCUGCCUGAUCCCAUCUAUCCAUUUUGCUGAGUCUUUUCUCCCACCAACUCAAUGUGUAUUUCAGUAUUAAGCCCCCCCCCAAAAAAAUUUCCACUCAUACAUCUGGUCUUCCAUGCCCUUUAAUCACAUUGGCUUUGAAUUUUUUUCCCCACAAAUUUCUUAAUAUUGUAAAGGAUCAAACAGCUGUGGAUUUUUCAGGGUAAAAUGUAAGGGAAAGCCUGCUGACUGCUUCCACACUACAAUUCCGUUUAUUCCUUCGGCAGCCGGUCGGACUGUGUGUGUUUCUCUGCUACAGACUUUUAGUACUGUAAAGAAAAAAAAAAGUCUUGCUGGAUUAAAUUUACUUGACUGGAUAGUGCUGUGCAUGAGCAGUGUAAUUUUUUUCCCCCCCUGAACAAGUUGUCAUUUAUGCCUCAAUACACUGCAGAAGUUUGGAUGUACAGGUUUUACUUUCUGUGUGUAAACUUAGAAUGAAAACACACACACACACCUUCCAACAUCUGCACACAUGCACACAAGAAAAAUAUCUGUAAAUAGAUCUGUGUAAAUUUGAAAAUACAAUGGGGAUAUACUUUUUUCUCACAUGGCAUUGUAAAACAGAUUAUUUUAAAUAUAAACUAUGCCUAGUUUACAAUUGUACGGAGAGAUAUCUUCAUGCUUUUGUAAUCCAUGAGAAGUCCCUCUGAAUGUGUUUUUCUUUUUUUUGUUUAAAAGGGUGGCACAGCCAAAAUCCUGGCCCUUGCGGCACAGGAGCUAAUAGCCAGCUCAGGCCUCUUGAAGGUCAUUUACAUGCCACCUUUUCUGCAAUCAUCUACAAUCUUUUUUUUUUUUUGCGUGUUUUAAUGUCCUUGCAUGUUGUUGCCUUUAUUUGAUUUGGCCAAAUGACGUGGUGGGUGUUUGUUCGGUUUUGCGUCCCCUCCUACACUCGUGGAUCUUGCAGGACUCAUUCUAAACAGACACCUGGAACCUCUGAUGGGGGGAAAAAGCCACCUAGCACCGCCCAGUUUGGUGUUACACCUGUAGGGAACCAAAGCCUUAUCUGUUUAUUUUACAGAUAUUUUGAUGGAAAGUGCAGACAUUUGUUUGGGACACUUUGAGAAGAAAUGAGUGAUUGUCAUUAAGGAUUUGGAUUUGCAGUGCUGUAUUUUAUAUUAUUUUGAAACCAUAGGCACAUCAUCAGCCACGGAUUGAGGAUCUGCUCAUUAAUCAUUAGAAGGUGGUACUGUACAGUUUAUUGCAGAUCCAGUCUAGCAGCAAAACUUUGGCCAUAUAUACAGGUAUAUAGGCAAUGUCCUAUAUUCCCAAACAUGCUUUACUACACAGCCAAAUAAAACACUCACUGAAGGUUGUCUUUGAAUUAUGUCUUAUUAGUAAAAGAGGCUGGAACUCCUCUGUUAUUCUAUGAAGUAAAAUAGCAGGCCUGGAAAGUAUUUUCACGUUUUUGAUUUGAGGUACAUGGACUGCAAAAACAUGCUUGGCAUAUGGAGAAGGGUGUGGAUGCAUCUUCACACGGAGCUGUUCUGUUUUUAAAGGAAUUAUCUUUUUUGCUUGACCUCCAGCUCAGUCCCUACCAGCACAGCGGCGUAUUACAGUGCAACAUGGAGUUAAUGUGCAGCCUUCUCUGCUCAGUGAAAACAAGUUCAUAGGCAGGUAGGAUGCACGUGCCAUCUCCCUUACUUGUAAAUAGCUGGGAUUGGUUGUUGAUAAAGAACCUUCUUGUUCUCACUAGAGUACACCAUUGAUGGCUGGAUCUAUUUUCUAAGAAAAAGACAAGGACAGAGCCCCCCCCCUGUCUUCCUGGUGUUCUCAUGAUGUACAAUAUUGCACGAUUACAAAGCAUAAAAAAGGGGCUGUUGCAUCUCAGUUUCUCCAUUUGGAUUGAGACUUAUUUUCCUUGUUCUUGGAAGCAAGCAUCUGCAGUAUAAAAAGCAUGGUUAUUUAUUGUGACAGUG